This is a messenger RNA of Candidozyma haemuli, 885 nucleotides long. RefSeq names its product Cso99p (gene CSO99). The coding region runs from base 1 to 885 and encodes 294 amino acids. The record is from RefSeq and is a predicted model, not a curated record. The transcript has a single exon. NCBI's taxonomy places the organism in Eukaryota, Fungi, Ascomycota, Pichiomycetes, Serinales, Metschnikowiaceae.
AUGGAGAUGCAUGUGGCACACGGAAUCACUAAGGCCAAGAGCCCACUUCCGCUUUCGUUGUUGUUGCGACUCAACGGGUUGCUCAAGAAGUCCAUCUUCUCCAGGAAGUUCUACCAGGAAAUCAAUGAUAAGGUGUUGAGCACUUCGUCGUCUGUGAAUGCCAACUUGUACUUUAUUUGCUACUUCACGUUGUUGUUGAGUUCCAUUUUGAACAACAAGCCCCGGAUCGUGAAAUUUCUCAAACAGCAGAAGAUCAAUGUGCUUAAAUUGGUCAACAGGGGGUUUAAUACCAAGUUUAGUACUGAGCAGGCGGUCAAGGAGAAGGAGGCUGCUGCUGCCCUGGCUGACACUUACAAAUCCAACUUGGCUGUUCACUUGAAGGCCGUUUCGUCAUAUAUCGCAGAUGUGAGAAUUUUCAACCGUCUUACCGAGUCCAUUAAAUACAUGCCAUGGAUUAUUGACGAGUUUGCAUCCAUGGUGAACCCUGCAUCUCCAGUUCCAAAGUUUGACCGUAUCGUCAACUUCUUACAGUCUAUCAACUGUCUUGUGCUUGAGUUGUUCGAGCACGCUGGUUGGUUGACUGACCAUAACUGGGUUGGAACUGGUGAUAACGCCUACUGGUCGAUGCUUACAUACGUGUGGUGUUCUAGAGUGUGGGGUGCUUACUUGGUGAUUGAGGUUUUGGAACUUUUCAGAAGAACUCCAUUCUCCAAGUGGGACAAAAACUGGCGCUUGGCUGUGUUCAAGCAGGCCAUCCAGCUUCCAUUGGUUGUUCAUUGGUCGCUUUACGAAGGUUGUUUGACUCCAUUCUGGGUCGGUGUUUGCGGCAGUGGAGCCUCCUGGUGGGGCUUCAGAGACAUGUGGAGCUCUAUAGACUUGAGCUAG